Molecule: messenger RNA, 1867 nt
Organism: Gorilla gorilla gorilla (western lowland gorilla)
Lineage: Eukaryota; Metazoa; Chordata; Mammalia; Primates; Hominidae
Gene: VSIG2
Product: V-set and immunoglobulin domain containing 2
Exons: 7
Coding region: 767-1750 (327 amino acids)
Source: RefSeq, a predicted model, not a curated record
UUGAGUGCUCCCGGCUAGGGGGUACGUGUACCUCAUCUGCUUCCUCUUCAGGGACAGGGGAGAGGAAGCUCACGUGGGCUCCUCUCCCACACCACGGAAUCCUUAACAAAACACUUCUUGCCCAUCUGGAAGAGAUCUCUGUUGUUACUGAGGGAGAGCUGGGCAUAGUAUGAGGUGCAGGUCUGUGUCCAAGUUCUGCCAUGUUCUUUCCUACCAAGGGUGAGGUCUCCUUUAGGUCUCAGUUUCUCUGCCCCUAAAAUGGAGUGGCUCUGGAAAUGGAGAGAUGCUCAUUUCUACAGAGACUCCUACCUCAGUAAGUGGUGAAAUGAAAAGCCGUGUGGACAGGAAGGGUCUGCGGCCUGGGGCUCACACUCACAGUGAGGCUCCGAGGUGGGGACGCCACUUGCCAGCUCUGGGGUAUCAGGACGCCUUCCAAAGUCAGCUUUCCUUCCGUCUCUGCAGAAGGCCCACCCCAAGCCCAGCGCUUUUCCCAAGGCCUGACAGCUUCAGACCUUGGGGAAAAGAGGAAGGAAGGAGGAAGAAGGGAUAGAGGGAUUGCAGAAUCGGGGCUGGAGGAGAGGAGGGAGGAGCACUUUUUUUUUUUUUAACCUGCGGUGCCGGCCUCUCCCCUGUUUGCUCUGAGAUACCAGUCUCGCUCCUGCCCAGCCCGGGCGGCUGCCCUUGGGUGCUCCCUUCCCUGCCCGACACCCAGACCGACCUUGACCGCCCACCUGGCAGGAGCAGGACAGGACGGCUGGACGCGGCCAUGGCCGAGCUCCCGGGGCCCUUUCUCUGCGGGGCCCUGCUAGGCUUCCUGUGCCUGAGUGGGCUGGCCGUGGAGGUGAAGGUACCCACAGAGCCGCUGAGCACGCCCCUGGGGAAGACAGCCGAGCUGACCUGCACCUACAGCACGUCAGUGGGAGACAGCUUCGCCCUGGAGUGGAGCUUUGUGCAGCCUGGGAAGCCCAUCUCUGAGUCCCAUCCAAUCCUGUACUUCACCAGUGGCCAUCUGUAUCCAACUGGUUCUAAGUCAAAGCGGGUCAGCCUGCUUCAGAACCCCCCCACAGGGGGGGUGGCCACACUGAAACUGACUGACGUCCACCCCUCAGAUACUGGAACCUACCUCUGCCAAGUCAACAACCCACCAGAUUUCUACACCAAUGGGUUGGGGCUAAUCAACCUUACUGUGCUGGUUCCCCCCAGUAAUCCCUUAUGCAGUCAGAGUGGACAAACCUCUGUGGGAGGCUCUACUGCACUGAGAUGCAGCUCUUCCGAGGGGGCUCCUAAGCCAGUGUACAACUGGGUGCGUCUUGGAACUUUUCCUACACCUUCUCCUGGCAGCAUGGUUCAAGAUGAGGUGUCUGGCCAGCUCAUUCUCACCAACCUCUCCCUGACCUCCUCGGGCACCUACCGCUGUGUGGCCACCAACCAGAUGGGCAGUGCAUCCUGUGAGCUGACCCUCUCUGUGACCGAACCCUCCCAAGGCCGAGUGGCUGGAGCUCUGAUUGGGGUGCUCCUGGGCGUGCUGUUGCUGUCAGUUGCUGCGUUCUGCCUGGUCAGGUUCCAGAAAGAGAGGGGGAAGAAGCCCAAGGAGACAUAUGGGGGUAGUGACCUUCGGGAGGAUGCCAUCGCUCCUGGGAUCUCUGAGCACACUUGUAUGAGGGCUGAUUCUAGCAAGGGGUUCCUGGAAAGACCCUCGUCUGCCAGCACCGUGACGACCACCAAGUCCAAGCUCCCUAUGGUUGUGUGACUUCUCCCGAUCCCUGAGGGCGGUGAGGGGGAAUAUCAAUAAUUAAAGUCUGUGGGUACCAUACUGUCUCCUUCUUCUUUCUGCUGGUAUGGCGAAUUCCUCUAGGCGGCUCAGAGU